Messenger RNA from Apis laboriosa (Himalayan honeybee), 1067 nucleotides. Its product is annotated as segmentation polarity homeobox protein engrailed-like. The transcript is spliced from 2 exons. Bases 1 to 1041 code for a protein of 346 amino acids. The record is from RefSeq and is a predicted model, not a curated record. Lineage: Eukaryota; Metazoa; Arthropoda; Insecta; Hymenoptera; Apidae. Gene Ontology annotation, molecular function: DNA-binding transcription factor activity, RNA polymerase II-specific; RNA polymerase II cis-regulatory region sequence-specific DNA binding. Gene Ontology annotation, biological process: regulation of transcription by RNA polymerase II; multicellular organism development; neuron differentiation. Gene Ontology annotation, cellular component: nucleus.
AUGAGCGUAGCUCUCGUAACGAUGGAUUCCGCGUACGGCCUUCGACUUGGGAUCGGCAGCCACCAUCACCACCAUCACCAUCACCAUCAUCGGGUGCGUUCACCCGAGAGUCACGUGAUCCCUCGCCAGGAUCAGCAACAAGAUCAUAAAGAUGAUAUCGAGACACCAUUAAGAUUCAGCGUGGUAAAUAUCCUGAGACCUGAUUUCGGCCGGGAAGCGAUUCUAAAUACGAAAGCCCCGAAAGCCCAGGCCGCUCUGGUGUCCGGACACUCGACUACGAUCCCAGUUCCGAUUCCACGUCACAGCCCUCUUUCGCUACCACGUGAUCUGAGCCUGUCGUCGAACCGAUUGUCUCCGACAAGGCCCCAAGCUAACAGUUUCUCGAUGCACAGAGACAGGGAUUUGUUUUCAUCCCAUUGCGGGCUUACGUCGCCUCUUCAGAGGAACAGCGGACUCAGCAGAAGCGGAAGUCUCGAGAGUUUAGCGAGCAGUAGGAGUUCCGUCACCGGAAGCUCCGUAACCGGGGCACCCUCUUUGGGCUCCACAUCCUCGACCAUCGGCAGCGACUCCUUGAGCGGAGAUAGCAGUUCCGGAAGUACAUCUAAUACCGCCACCAAUCAAACCGGGCUCAAUGGCCAGAGUCCUUGGCCCGCGUGGGUUUAUUGUACCAGAUACUCGGACAGGCCAUCUUCCGGACCGCGAACGAGGCGGGUGAAGCGAUCGCACAACGGGAAGAAUGGCUCGCCGGAAGAGAAGCGGCCGAGAACCGCGUUCAGCGCGGAACAACUGGCAAGAUUGAAGAGGGAAUUCGCGGAAAAUCGAUAUCUGACCGAGAGAAGGAGGCAACAACUCUCGAGAGAUCUGGGAUUGAACGAGGCGCAGAUCAAGAUCUGGUUCCAGAAUAAAAGAGCGAAAAUCAAAAAGGCGAGCGGGCAGAAAAAUCCGCUCGCUCUGCAAUUGAUGGCCCAAGGUCUGUACAAUCACUCGACGGUCCCCGUUGACGAGGAUGGGGAGGAAAUCGUGACUGGAAACAAUCAUUAAUCGAAAAGAAAUAUGGUUGAGAGAAA